Photinus pyralis (common eastern firefly) is the source of this 1341-nucleotide messenger RNA. RefSeq names its product retinol-binding protein pinta-like. Bases 295 to 1224 code for a protein of 309 amino acids. The transcript has 6 exons. NCBI's taxonomy places the organism in Eukaryota, Metazoa, Arthropoda, Insecta, Coleoptera, Lampyridae. Gene Ontology annotation, cellular component: membrane. Gene Ontology annotation, molecular function: phosphatidylinositol bisphosphate binding. The record is from RefSeq and is a predicted model, not a curated record.
GGUAAGAAUGAAUGAAUGCUUUAUUCCGUUUCGUGCUCGUCAUGUCAGUUACAUUUUUUAACUUGCGGAACAAACUCGUACUUCCGUUACAAACCGAACGUCCCUCGAAUAAUAACAACGAAUUACAAAUUUUUAAUAAAAAAAAAACAGGGGACAUUUAAUCUAAUUAGUAGAUUGUGUGCUAACUAAGUUUGUGUACGAAUAACUGUUUAAAUGUGAGAGCAUGCAGCAAUUUACGCAAAGGAUUUAACCGUUAUUAAUGCAGUAACCUUGAACCCAACUACAACCUUAUCAAUGUAUCGAAAAAUUCCCGACGAUUUACAAAAAACAGCUGAGUGUAAAUUAAAUGAAGUCACAAGCCGUAUUGAAAAUGAUAUUACACAAAUGAAGGAAUGGAUAGCAAAGCAACCACAUUUAAAUAUUGAAAUAGACGAUCAGUUUAUUUUGACACUUCUGCGCUGCUGUAAGUUUAGCUUGCAGCGAACAAAAGAAAAAAUCGACACUUAUUACACUGCUAGAUCUAUCAUGCCCGAAAUAUUUAGCAACCGAGAUCCCUAUCUGCCCGAAAUACAGCAUUUAUUUAAUAGCCGGUGUAUAGCUCUCCCAUUGCCAAAUUUGGAUCCUGAUGAUGGCAGCCGCAUAAUCUUCAUUAACUACAGCAGCAGUCUGGACCCUAAUUUGGUAUCCUUGCGAAACCUGGACAAAGUGAAUUAUAUGAUUUUGGACAUACUGAUAAGGGAAGAUGAUGAUAUGAUAAUCAACGGCUUGAAACUUAUAACUCACUGCAAAGAUCUUAGCGUCAGAUUUCUAAAUGAACUUACUCCACUCUAUAUGAAAAGACAUGUGUACCUUGUGAAUGCGUUUCCACUUCGACUUCAAGCAGUACGUGUGGUGAACUGUCCUGCACCAUUCGCAUUCGCUUAUAGUAUUUUCAAAACAUUCACCACUAGUAAAAUAGGUCAAAGAAUGAUCAUGGUUAGUGAAACUAAUGUUCCAGAAUUAUGCAGGCAAUCACCUCACCUAUUUCCAAAAGAGAUGGGUGGUAACAAUGGCUCCAUACAGGAAUUAUCAGGUACAUGGAAAAGAAAAGUAGAGAGUUACAGGGAAUGGUUCUUGCAAGAAGAAGCUAAAAAGAGCGACGAGAGUUUACGUACAGAGCCACCAAAGACUGCACUGGACUUGUUUGGAGCAGAUGGGACAUUUCGCAAGUUGGAGAUUGACUAAAAAGCUUCUAAUAAAUUGUAAGAACCUAUCUACGAAACUGUAAAUGUAAUUGAAAAUGACAGUGCAAGCUGUCUUGGUGUAAGUCGCAGUUCACUUUUAAUAAAAGAUACAAAUCUU